Molecule: messenger RNA, 297 nt
Organism: Danaus chrysippus (African queen)
Lineage: Eukaryota; Metazoa; Arthropoda; Insecta; Lepidoptera; Nymphalidae
Source: the annotation of a GenBank genome assembly
UUGUUGGUGCAGCCGGGCCCUAAGCCUGAGACGAGAACAUAUUCAGACUACGAGAGUGUUAAUGAUUGUAUGGAGGGAGUCUGUAAAAUAUAUGAAGAGCAUCUGAAAAGGCGGAAUCCUACGACUCCUACCAUAACAUACGAUAUAUCGCAAUUGUUUGAUUUCGUCGAUCAGCUUGCAGAUUUAAGUUGUCUAGUAUACCAAAAGUCAACAAAUACAUAUGCACCAUAUAAUAAGGAUUGGAUUAAAGAGAAAAUAUAUGUCCUUCUCCGUCAAGCGGCCGGCCAGAGCGAUUGA